AUGAAUAUCACCAAGCACAAUCACUUCGUCUACAAAAGUACUUCUCAUCCAAGACCAACUCUGGUUACCUGGCAAUCGCUACGACAUCAUUCGUCUCUGGUUUCCAGGCACCCUGAUGCUUCUUCCGAGCACCAUCAGAAGCAACAGCAGUCACAUCUCCACCGCAUAUCAACCGUGAACCUCCUUCGAAAUAUCUUUCUCGGCAAAGUGUUCACCUCUCCGUUCUUGUUCAAAUAUGGCGUGGCAUGUCUGUCAAAGAUAGCAAACUCUCGAUCGGCGAUCUUGGAUCCAGACAAGAAUGCAUUGCUACGAGCAUUGAUCAAGCCGAUGGUAUACGAUCACUUUUGUGCUGGCACGAACAAAUUGGAGAUCAAGAAGACACUGGACUAUCUCAAAAUCAUGGGCUUCAAAGGCGUUAUUCUCAUCUAUUCCAGAGAGAUACCUGCUAUGCCCGUAGAAGCACUGAAUGAGCUGGAACCACUGACUCAAGAUGAAGAUAUUGAUAUAUGGCGAGACGGUAAUGUGAAAACGUUGGAUAUGGUCGAGCCGGGCGACUAUGUAGGCAUAAAAUUCACCGGCGCAGGUCCUCGAGUCGCACAGGCACUUGCUCAAGACAGAGAUCCACCACAACAACUCUUAGACGCCAUGUCUGCUAUCUGCGAGCGUGCAGCAGCCCAAGGAAGCCGCGUAUGGAUCGACGCCGAACAACAAGUCUUCCAACCCACAAUCGACCGCUGGACCGUCGACAUGAUGCGUCGCUUCAACACAAACGGCCAAGCUCUGGUCUCGUUGACCCUACAAGCCUACCUCAAAUCCGCCAGAAGCACAGUCAAGAACUUGCUACAACAAGCCCACGCUGAGAACUGGACCCUCGGAAUCAAAUUAGUCAGAGGCGCAUACAUUGGCAGUGAAAAUAGGACAUUGAUCCACGAUACCAAAAUUCAGACGGAUGGAUGCUACGACGGUAUCGCAGCAGAUUUACUCACCAAAUCCUUCCCUGGUUUCGGCAAGCAAAAUUUCCCUAAUGUUGAGUUAUUCCUUGCUGGUCAUAACUCCGAGUCCAUCCGUAAAGCCUAUACACUUUACAAGGGUCUGUUGCAGAAGGGCGAAACACCUUCACCCAUCAAGUUUGGACAACUACUCGGUAUGGCCGACGACAUCAGCUGCGAAUUGCUAGCCAUGGGCGAGAAAGCAGGACAGCAAGUUGAGAAAGAUGCUUCUGCACCAAUGGUCUAUAAAUGCAUGAACUGGGGUAGCGUGAGAGAAUGCAUGCACUAUCUGGUUCGCAGAGCGACAGAAAACCAGAGUGCGGCAAGCAGAAUGGAAAGUACAGUUGGAGUCAUGCAGAAAGAACUUCGUCGACGCAUGGGCUUUUGA
Molecule: messenger RNA, 1377 nt
Organism: Aureobasidium pullulans EXF-150
Lineage: Eukaryota; Fungi; Ascomycota; Dothideomycetes; Dothideales; Saccotheciaceae
Product: FAD-linked oxidoreductase
Exons: 2
Coding region: 1-1377 (458 amino acids)
Cellular component (GO): mitochondrion
Molecular function (GO): proline dehydrogenase activity; FAD binding
Source: RefSeq, a predicted model, not a curated record